UGCCGACAGAGUACAGUAUAAAAGGGGUUAAGAUUUCCUGAACAAGGUGAACUUAAAAAUCCAAUGGAAAAACGUUGAAAUAGAUUUAAAUUAAUAGGAAUUGCAGUAGUGGGUCCAUGUUUAGACACAGACAAAUAAAAGCACCUGGUUGCGUAUUGGGUGGAAUGUUCUUAACUCUCUCCUUUUGAGUUUUGACGUCCACUCCCUUGUCCUUAAAGCCAAUGGCCAAACUUUCUUUGGGCUCCACAUUCUCUAUCUCCCUUUCCCGCCACACCCGUGCUACAGUCACCGCCCGCCACGUCACAACCACCGCGCCCACCAAAAUAACAAUGCCAGAUCACCACCCAUCCCUGGAGGUCAUAGGCGGAGCACGUGACCGCUUCCUCCAAGCUCUCCACACCGCCCUCCGCCUACCCUACAACCCUUUCCCCCUCAUCGCCUGGAACCGCCACGUCGAGACCAUCUUCGCCGCCUUCUUCCGCUCCGUUCCCGACGUCAGAUUACGUCGGGAGUCCCUCCGAGUCAAAGACGGCGGCUCCGUCGCCCUCGACUGGGUAUCCGGCGACCAGCGCCGCCUCUCCCCUGAUGCUCCCAUCCUCAUAUUACUGCCGGGUUUGACUGGAGGGAGCCAGGAUUCAUAUGUAAGACAUAUGCUAAAUAAAGCAAAAAGUAAAGGGUGGCGCGUUGUGGUUUUCAAUAGCCGAGGUUGUGGAGGUAGUCCAGUUACCACUCCCCAGUUCUAUUCAGCUUCGUUUCUAGGAGACACGUGUGAAGUAGUGGAACAUAUUGGCGCUAGAUACCCAGAUGCUAAUUUGUAUGCCGUUGGUUGGUCUCUUGGAGCAAAUAUUCUUGUUCGAUAUCUGGGUCAGGAAUCUCAUACUUGCCCUCUUUCUGGUGCUGUGUCAUUGUGCAAUCCAUUCAAUUUGGUCAUUGCUGAUGAGGACUUCCACAAGGGCGUUAACAAUGUUUAUGACAAAGCUCUUGCAAGAUCCCUCUGUAAAAUAUUCAAGAAGCAUGCUCUCCUAUUUGAAGAUAUGGAGGGUGAAUUUGAUAUCCCCUUAGCUGCCAAUGCAAAAUCUGUCAGGGACUUUGAUGAAGGAAUAACACGGGUUUCAUUUGGUUUCAAGUCAGUGGAUGAGUACUACUCUAGUUCAAGCAGUUGUGAUUCCAUAAAACAUGUUAAUAGACCAUUGCUUUGCAUCCAGGCGGCAAAUGAUCCAAUUGCACCAUCUAGGGGAAUUCCUUGGGAAGAUAUCAGGGAUCAGUGGGAAUAUAUAUUGUCUUUGAUCACAUGACAUCAAGAUGGGAUGCAAGGAAAAUCCAAACUGCAUGCUAAUAGUGACACCCAAAGGCGGGCAUUUGGGCUGGGUUGCAGGUGCCGAGGCUCCACUAGGAGCUCCUUGGACUGAUUCUGUGGUCAUGGAUUUUCUUGAGCAUUUGGAAAGAGGUGCAUCUAAAACUACUGGAUUUUCUUGUGACUUAGAAGCUGUGCGACAUAGUUCAGAGGGAUUGCAUCACAUGGAAGUAUAGCCCACAAAUUAUUCACAUAUUCAUGUAUGUGCUUGACUUGCCAUAGUAUUUGGUGCGACCAAUUUUAACAAUAAGUUCAAUUCAGUGUAGCCGAUUCUUUAUAUUCAUACCAUGGCUGUAUCACGGGCGCAGCUGAAAUUAUAUCCUGAGGGACUUGUAUGAUGACCUGAUGAUGGGUUGAUAGGUGAAAUCAAAAAGUAAUAAAGUUUCUCUAUUCACUGGAUCA
Theobroma cacao (cacao) is the source of this 1756-nucleotide messenger RNA. NCBI's taxonomy places the organism in Eukaryota, Viridiplantae, Streptophyta, Magnoliopsida, Malvales, Malvaceae. The record is from RefSeq and is a predicted model, not a curated record.